AGGCUCCGAGGCUAUAACGAAGGAGUGACUCGCGCUUUGUUUGCGCCGUCUCUCUUCGUCAGCGACCACCACCAUCCUCCUUUCUCUGGUCUUUCUCGUUUGUUGUCUCUCAACCUCUCAGGUGAACUGCUUCAGCUCGCCUUGCACUCGUUUGUUCGACCGGGCGCCCAGAAUUUGUCCGUCUGCCUGCACACGCAGAGUCGCCGCCGCCGCCAGCCACCUCAGCCACCUCAUUUACUAAGUCAGCAAACCCUGCAAUGGCCUACGCCCAGCCCUUCCCGCUCGCGUCCCCGCAGGCAAACCAGCUGCCUAAGAAUGUCUUUGGCCCUGAUCUGGCCGUUCGCCUCGUCUGUCCGGAGUGUCGAGACCCUAAUCCGAACAUCAUUGAGGAGUUUGGCAGUGGCGACCUCGUGUGUGGGACUUGCGGUCUAAUCCUGGGCGACCGUGUCGUUGACACGCGCAGCGAGUGGCGUACAUUCGCGAACGACGAGGGUGAUGACCCCUCACGUGUCGGUGCUGCCAUUGAUCCACUAAUGGAAGGUAUGGAGCAGAUGGACACAGUUAUCAGCUACAAAGACGGUGGAUCAGGAGUGGCUCGCGAAUUGCAAAGGGCAGCGUCGCGGUCGCAAAAUACGCGAUCAGAGCGUAACAUGCUACAGGCAUUCCGCGACAUCUCGAGUUGGUGUGACCAAUUCUCGUUGCCGAAAACGAUUAGCGAUAUCGCGAAGCAGCUGUAUAAACGUGCGGAUGAGGAGAAGCUUCUGCGGGGGAAAAGUCUCGAUGCAGUCAUUGCAGCGUGCAUCUUUAUUGCAUGUCGGCAGGCACACGUACCGCGCACUUUUCGCGAGAUGUGUACACUUACACAUGUACCGAAGAAAACUUUGGGACAGUGUUAUAAGACGCUCGAGAAAGCGUUUAACCUUGCUGCUGCGGGUUCGAAUAAUACCACGCAGAAUUCACGUCCUGAUCCAGCGGCAACGACGACGAACCCGCAGGAUCUUCUUGCACGUUAUUGCAAUCAUCUUGGUCUGCCGCACUUGGUGCAGUCGACUGCUUCGGAGAUCAUUUCGAUCGGAAAGGAGCAUGCAUUCACGGAUGGGCGGAGUCCUAUCUCGAUUGCUAGUGGCUCGAUUUAUUUCACUACGCAGCUCCUCGGGGUACCGAUGACGAUGAAGGACCUCUGUGAGAAUGCUGGUGUUAGCGAGAGUACCGUUAAGCUGGUAUUCAAGAUAUAUUGUGAGAAUAGAGAUGUGGUUGUGAAGCAGGAGUGGUUGGAUUCUGGCAAGGCUAAGCUUGAUAGGCUGCCUCCGUCGUCGUCGUAGAGAUGGGUUUCAUGGAACUUUCGGUUUUUCGUCUACGGGCAUUGUUGUUAUGUAUUUAGUAGUAGUAGUAGUAAUAGUAUUUUUUAGUCGAGCAAUACAAAGUACGUUGCCAGACAAAAUAGACAGCUUUUGCAAAAGACAGGUACAUGGGAUAAAAGGAAGGUUAAGACAAGAUGAAUCAACGUUUUCCUCCCGCUCUUGAUUUCGACUUUGAACCUUUCUUCGACGAAGCGCCCUGAGCUAGGGAGAUGCUGCCUUUGCCUUUGCUUGCAUGACGAAUCGCUUUGCGAACAUUCAAGACGUCGUCGCCUUCUUUCUUGCUCUUCUUUCCUGAGGAGUCGAGUUUUGAGAUGAGAGCUAACGAAGCUGCUUUUUCGUCUUCUACAGAGCGCUCUGUAGGGUCGAACUUCCGCUUAACACCCCUCAACUUCUUCUCUCCCUCCAGGGUACGGUCGAACUUGCCCAUACUAGCUGUACUAGCGCGCGUCGUAGCGAGUGUGCGCUCGAUUUCUGAUUUACGUUGGUCGCGGGUGGUAGAGGCGAGGUUUUGGAGUUGUUGGCGUUUGUUUUUGGAGAUUCGGGCGUUGCGUGCGUCGCGGAGGUCUUUUUCUGGGUUGGCGUUUACAUCAGCAUUAGCCUUAACCUCCGUCGCCCACUCCCCCUCUCCCUCCUUAUUCUUCGCACUCCUCGAACCCCACCUAUCAACCCAUUCUCCCCUCUCUUCAUCCCAUACCUUCUUGUCUUUACGUUUCUUGGUGAUACCCUUCGCAGCUGCGAACUUCUCCCAUUUGGUUGGAGGUUUGGGUUUGGGGAGGGGUUUGGAGCGAGGGAGGAGGGUGGUUGGUGGUGGGAGGA
Messenger RNA from Fomitiporia mediterranea MF3/22, 2177 nucleotides. RefSeq names its product cyclin-like protein. Gene Ontology annotation, molecular function: TBP-class protein binding; RNA polymerase II general transcription initiation factor activity. Gene Ontology annotation, biological process: transcription initiation at RNA polymerase II promoter; transcription preinitiation complex assembly. Bases 258 to 1322 code for a protein of 354 amino acids. NCBI's taxonomy places the organism in Eukaryota, Fungi, Basidiomycota, Agaricomycetes, Hymenochaetales, Hymenochaetaceae. The transcript is spliced from 5 exons. Gene Ontology annotation, cellular component: transcription preinitiation complex; nucleus. The record is from RefSeq and is a predicted model, not a curated record.